AAGCAUUAGUGAAGCUGUAAUACUUGUGUUGAACUGAAAAAAUAAAUAAUAAUGCAGUUGUCUGUUUUAAUCUGACAUAAACAACAUAUAAUGAACUAUUAAAAAAUAUUACAAGGACCUCAGUAAUGUUUACAUCCAACACACUUUAGGCAACUAUAACUCUGAGAAAGAAGCCGAAAAACAUUAGAUAGACAGCCAAAAAUCCCCUAUAAUGUUCACCUCGAAUCAACCCUGAAGCGGUGGGCGUGGCCCAGCACAGGUGAGUGGCAGGAGGAGGACGUCUCAAACACAGGAAGCAGAGAGAAGUGGGCUGUUCCGUCUUUUCUUGGCACUAACGACAAUACGACUACUUUGUGUGCGGUGUCCAAAAGGCAGAGGAAAAUGCCCGAGAGGGUGAGACCCCACCAGAAGAGUGAAGUGUACAAUGACUACAAGAGCAGGGCCAGAGACUACUCUCACGACGGAGACCCCCAAUCGUACGAUGGCAGAGAUCGCAACCACAAGCCGAGAGACAUGGACAGAGGCUCUGCUGGUGACAGGCGGAUCAAACAAAACAGACAGAGGGACAUGACAACUGGCUCUCAUGAGGAGCCUGGUUACAGAGAGCAGGGCCCUGAAGCACCCUCCAGACCGUCCAGAGAGACGCCGCUCUAUCGCUCUGAAGUGGAGCCUUAUGAGCAGCAACAACGCAGACGAGCUCUUUACAAUCUCAGAUACAUCUUAACCAGCCGAGGUCUCUGCCAGCUUAUGGAGCUGUUUGUGAAUCUGCUCGUGGUCAUCUGUGCCGGAGUGCCGUACAGCAACAACGGGGGCUACCGUGACCUGGCCAGCCUCGGUGGAAUCUACUAUUAUCAAUUUGGUGGAGCCAAUGCCUUCCUGGGGGCCGAUGCAGAGCGCGUGAAGUACCUCGACCAACAGUUCCAUCAGCUCAAGAGACCUCCGUAUGUCUUCACCAUGGCCUGCGGCGGGGUUUUAAUGAUCUACGCAUGUGCAAUGCUUGCCUUGGGGGUUUUCAGGGUCCCUUACCGCUGGCCCCCUGUGCUGAUUGGAGAGGCUCUGCUGAACCUCCUGAUCGGCCUGGGCUACAUCCCUGCGCUGGCCUUCUUCUUCAUCAAGGUGCAGAGCACCUACAACGACGCUAUCUGCACGGAGAGAGAGCAGAUGUACAAGAGCAAAGGACACAAGGGCUUUGAAUGCCAGUUUCACGGUGCGGACAUCGCAGUGGGCCUCUUUGCGGUGCUGGGGGUGUUUGUUUUCCUCUUCGGUGCAGUGUUGGCUGUCAGAGCUUUCAGGUCAGUGCGAGAGCUGAAGAAGCAAAGGACCGACGAGGACAACAAUUUCUAAGACUUUCAUCUGUGACAUUCGAACAAAAGUGGAAUUGAUCACAGGUCCAUGUGACAUGACAACAUGUCAUAUAAGGUGUUAUUUUUAAACUAGUUGAAUGGGAUUUAAAAAAAAAAUCUUUUUAUACUUACGAAGAAGUUUGUCUUUUUUUUGUUUUUUAUAGAAUAUUUUUUAUUUCUACUACUUUUCCAGUUUACAUGGUUUUGUAUUGUAUGUUACAUCUUCUAUAAACCACUCAAAUAUCAAGUAUUAAUCAUUAAUAUGUAAUAAAAAGCCCUGGGAAUAAAAAGCAGAUGGAGAAAGUUUGAUUGCCAGAAAUACUCACAGGUAAUAUUUAUAAACUCUUUGUAGGGCUCACAAACACAACAAUACCACAAUUGUCCAGUUGUACUUUAGUUUUAGAAUCAGUGUCUGAUAUGUCCCCCAUUUUCAGUCCAUUGGGCUUCUAUUGAUCUAGAUCUCCUUUCAGCUAAAAUCAUGUGUUUUGGAUUGAAAUCAUUGUGCAUUCCUAAAAUCUCAACGGACUACGAGUGAAGCUCAUUCUGUGAGUAUCUAAUCCUGCCACUUGGCUCUUGAUUCAGAGGAUUUCCGUGAAGGAAAAACUGAACAAUUUUUCGAAACCAAAUGUCUCUAGCUCUUGAAUGGAGAAUAUCUUAACUAUAAGAUAAUAGUUUGUAAUGUGAAGAAUGCAACAAAGUUUUGGCGAUGACUUUUACAAGAGUUACAGUUGUCAUUCUGAGCUUCACCAAUAGAUGGCACAUCUACUGUGAUCAGAAGGUUCACCAUGGCUUCAACAUAUUCGCUCCAAAUCACAUACUUACAACUGCAACAACACACAGAGGCAUUCAAUUGGGAAAUCCCACUUACUCAUACUAGUGCACCUUGAAUUUUGCUCACAUAUUUGCUGAGCAGAGGAUUGUGGGUCAGAAUAUCCAGGAAAGCACGCUUGUUUGCAUACUAUGAAAUGUGACUGGACUAGGUAGGACAUACUGCUAUUUUUUAUGCAUACAGCCUUGGACAUUCUCUGUAUUGGGACAUACCCAAUAGCAUAGUAGUAUGGAUAUUGGAACCAAGAGAAGGCUUAAUU
Messenger RNA from Pungitius pungitius (ninespine stickleback), 2431 nucleotides. It is a transcript of the gene marveld3, whose product is annotated as MARVEL domain containing 3. The record is from RefSeq and is a predicted model, not a curated record. NCBI's taxonomy places the organism in Eukaryota, Metazoa, Chordata, Actinopteri, Perciformes, Gasterosteidae. Gene Ontology annotation, cellular component: membrane. The transcript has 4 exons. Bases 382 to 1344 code for a protein of 320 amino acids.